AUGAGUCAGAGACUCUCCACCUCAACACACACUAUCCCUUAUCCCGAGGUCGAAAACAUGGCCGACCCAGACGACGCCAACUCAUGGACAUGCACUGCUUGUCGCCUCCCGAUAUUCUCCACCUCUUUCGUCGUAGAUAGAUCGGGGGGCAGCAAUCUCAUGCUUCACGAUCCAUGCUCUGACGAAUCUCUCCCUCCCGAACUCCUGGACCAUCCAUUGCACCCGAGGGGAGCCCUCAUUCUCCGACACCAGUCACACCACCGUCCGGAAGAACAUGACGAUGCGAGAUAUUAUUGCACCAGGUGUUUGUCGAUUUGCGGGAGCAAGUUUUACGAGUGCCCGAUGGGUGAUAUUCGAGACUGUGGGUUCACGCUCGAUCUCCCCUGCGCCCUGUCCAUCAAGGUCUUACACAGGAGCCACGAGCACAGGUUAACGGCUGUUAACUGGCAUGCGCGGUCUAUUUCGUCUCUCUCAUUCGUCUGCAGCGCGUGCGGGAAUCAACACUCGCCGGUUGAAGAGAGUAAUAAUGGCCGCCGAUUCAAGGGUGCACAGGACCCUCUUCUCCUUGAAUUUUCUGUUAGUAAAUUAAGUAGAAGCUGCCACAUUUGCACCCGCGAAAUCGAGGCUUUCGGGUUCUACGCCUGUGUCGCUUGUUGCUACUAUGUCCAUAUCGACUGUGCUGUUAACUCAACACAUCAUAGAUUCGAGCCCGUGUUGGUUCGUGAAGCAGAGUUCUCGAAUCUACUUCGUCUGCCAAUGGAAAACGAGCACACUAGCGCGAUGCCGCGUAUUACGAAAACCAACACACCCAAGUUCCGGUUCUUACGUUCUGGCAAUACGAAGCGUUACGAUCAUCCAAGUAGUAUUAGGAUUUUCUAUUCAUCACUUAUUCAUCGUCCAGCUAUGCGCGAAACGUUUUCAUUAGAAACUAUCAGAGUACACGAGCAUCCCUUGAUCUAUCACGACAAUCAUCACAAUGGCAUUGUUCGUGUUUGCAAUGCCUGCGCUCAAAUUAUCCUUCCACCCGAACCAUUUUACAGUUGCGCACAUAAUAAUAAUAACAAUACAUGCAAAGCUUGCUUUCUGCACAACUGUUGUUAUAGUUUUCCAAAAACUUUUUCGUCCUACCACAGCGGCUACUGUUCGUUUAUACCAAAGGUAGCCAUGAAGCCCUUCAACAUAUUCGAGUGUGUGGUUUGCAAGCGCAAAUGCAAUGGCUCUGCGUACUAUACCAGAAGAGGAGAGGAAAAGUAUAUGGAUGUGGUGUGUGCCUUAAUGCCUCAAUUAAUCACGCACGGUGCCCACAGGAAGGCCCACAUUCUUCAAGGGAGGAGGGAAAUUGCUGAGUUCUAUGAUUAUCUUAGGAGAUCAACGUGUAAAUGCUGCCUCGAAAAAUUCAAUGACGAUAAGGUGACUUCAUAUGCGUGUAGCAACUGUCGUAGCUUCUCCAUCCACCCGCACUGCGCUCUUCUCCCGGACAGGGUCACCCACAAAUUUGACCGACACCGUUUGAAGCUAAUCACGAGCUCGAGCAGAGGAGGAGAAGAAGAAAAUGGGCUUUGCGAGAUUUGUGAAAAGGACGUGGAUUGGAGAAAAUGGUACUACGGAUGCGAAGAAUGUGAACAAUAUUUUCACGCGAACUGCAUUCCUUGUCUCGAUCGUCUGUCUAAGAUUAAGUUCAGUUUUGAGGUUUCGGUUGGGUGUCAUGGGUGCCCGGUUGCCUGCGUUCGGGCUGUUUCGGUCGAUGGAUACCUGUGUGGCCAUUGUGGGGAAAACAUCAGGGAGAGUGAUGAUAUAGCAUUUGAAUGCUCCAAAUGUUGUUUCAGGAUGCACAAAGGGUGUGUUCAGGAGCUUAUGAUAAAAACUUGA
Striga hermonthica is the source of this 1869-nucleotide messenger RNA. The record is from the annotation of a GenBank genome assembly. NCBI's taxonomy places the organism in Eukaryota, Viridiplantae, Streptophyta, Magnoliopsida, Lamiales, Orobanchaceae.